AUAUGAGAUGGAGGUAGUGGCGGCUGCCUGCUGCGUUUGUGGUAAAGAAAUUUCACAGGAUCAGGCUUUAUACUGGUACAGUUACCGAAAGUUCAUCUACUUCAGUUAGCCCUCAAUGUAAAGCAUUAUUUUACUGCAGUGACAAGUGCAGGACUGCGGAUUGGAUAUCUCCGAACAAUCCAGAUCACAGUCAUCAGCAGUGGUGUAGCAAAAUGAAAGAUUUUAUGAAUUUUGAACCCGUUCUUCAGAAACUGCCUUUUACCUUUGCUCCAAUAACUACUGCUGCAGAUUUUACACGGUUUAAAUUGGAUGAAAUUCUCUCGCAUUUCGGCGUAAAUCGCCAAGGCCUCUGGAAAUAUGAGUUUUGUUCUAAUUCACAUCACUUCCAGAUUUCUCCAGAAAAACGUAGUUUAGUCAGUCAAAACACUUGUUGCUAGUUACAACGUAAUACUUCCAGAUUAUGAGUCACACAAGGCCUCUACACAUAAGGAUUCCAACAAAGAAUUUCCAUCCAAACCAGUGAUUCCACUUUUUAAAACAAUGGUACAUAUCAUACUCAACUUUCUUAUUAAUCGUUGAAUUUUAGGUGGUGAUCUCCCACUUUUCUCAGAUUUAUGGACUACCACCACCAUUGAUUCCGAAAAACUCGCACCGGUCACUCUGUCCUCGUCUCCAUCAUAUGAGGAUGCUCUAGUCCGGGCAUUCGUGUCUCCAUCACUCGCUGUAAUUAUGAGUUUGUCUCCAUUAUAUGACUCUCCUGCUCCAGAUCUUCAAGAACCAAGCUUGGUGAAUAUCAAUUUGCGUGAUUGGCUUGACUACUACAAGUGGAGAGGCCUUUGCUCUCCGGAUGAAGAAAGUAUUUCUAAUCCUUUGGCUUUGCUACUUCACUGGCCUCUUACUCUUUAUCAUAUUGUUGCUCACAAGCUUCCACAAAUAAAUCCCUUCUGUAUUCCAAAAAUUUUAAUAAAUCGGAAACUUAUCAUACAUGUAAUUGGAGUUGAAAAAGAACUCUCCCUUUUGCCAGUAUUCAAAGAACUGGAUCAUUUGUUCAAACCACAACUCCGAAUUUGUAUCUACUUCAUCGGUAGACAUUUUGAUGCUGCAACGGAUAGAAUUGUCUAUCAUCUUUCGUCACGAUUGUCCGUAAGUGUUUGGAGUGGAUUAUAUCAUGAAUUUUUGCAUACUCAAAAAUCAAAUGAACUGGCUGAUUUGAUUAUUGGUUUCAAUGCUGGUCUCGCUGCCUAUCCAACUUGGCCUCUCACGCUGUCUUCCAUUGCUGAAACUGGUGUGCCAGUGUUCUUUACAGAUUCUUGCUUAUACAGUUCACUAUGGGGUUUCCAAGUAUCAAGUUCUUUGGGUUUAGGCCCAAGUAAACCAGAUGCCAUUUUGUAUGAUGAUUAUUACCAAACUAAUGAUUCCAAUCAAUCAUGUCUGUUUCUAAAUCCAUUUCGAAGCCCUAUCCGUAUUGAGGCCCCGGGUGUGCGGUGGAGCUGGUUCUCAAAUGCCUUCAUAUUCUCCCCUUUUUAUCCUGUAGAUUAUUUACAGAAACGAUCAGACCUACCUCUGCGAAUGGCUUUAAUGAAUGUAUGACUAAUUAACAUAGUUUUUGUUUCAUUUUGUAAUGGAUAUACCUAUUUCUCUUAUCUCUGUAAAUAUUCUAUCUCCAGU
Schistosoma rodhaini is the source of this 1668-nucleotide messenger RNA. Lineage: Eukaryota; Metazoa; Platyhelminthes; Trematoda; Strigeidida; Schistosomatidae. The record is from the annotation of a GenBank genome assembly.